CGGAGAAAGGCCGACGAUGGACCGCGAGGGCCGGAUGCCGCCCGCCGGGAGGCAGAGCUGGAGCGCAGCCGUUACUUGGACCGCCGGGCCGUGGCCCAGGAGCAGCUGGCGCUAAUAAAGGAGCACAAGCAUCAGGCAGAUCUGGCCAAGCUAGAAGACAGAAGAGAAGGGGAACAAAUACAGAGAUUGAACCGAUUGUACCAAUUGGAAAUGCAGAGAACAAAAGAAAAGGAACAGGAGGACAAAGCUGAACGCCAGAGGCUGCAUCACGAGCACAUAACUGACCAGAAAAUAAUCAAAGCAGUAGAGGAACAAAAACAAAUGGAAGAUGAUGAUCGGAUUAAAGCUCAUUUUAAAGCAAAGGAAACGAUUGCCGAGCUGAUAAAAAAGAAAGAAGCUGAAAUGCGUAGACGAACACAGGAACAUCAGGACAAAAUUGUUAGCCAAUUAGCUCUACAAAUGAAUGAGGCAUUAAAGAGGGAAGAUGAUCGUCUUGCUAGAGACAUUGCAAAAAAAGAAGCUGAACAAGAAAAAAAAAGCAAAGAGAAAGAAGCAAAAGAAAAGGCUGCCAUUGAGUCUAUUGCUGAACACAGAGCCACUGUGAUGAAGAUGAAAGUAGAAAAGGAGAGAGAGGAAAAAGCAGAGGGUAAAAAAGAACUUCAUGCGUUAAUGGAAAAGAACCGCAUCUACCUGGAAACGGAAAAAGCCAAGAAACAAAGCCAACGUGACGCAAACAUGGAAGUACAGAAAAUUCAGAUCCAGCAAAUGGCUGAAAAGCAGGCAAAAAAACAGCAGGAAAAGCAAGCAGAUUUGGACUACAAUGUUCAGGGAGAAGCUGCUUUUCCUAAGGAUCGAGCAUUUCAGCGAUAAAGACAAAAUACAUCUGACAACUACAGAAGUAGCUACUAAGCCGUAAGAAACUAGCCACUGUCUCCUUACAAGUUAUAUGUGCCUGCAAAACCUAUCAGUGCCUAACAGCUGAAGCUAACUCUGGAGCAAGUUACAAGGCAUGCUAUUUGCCAGAACCUGCCUAUACUCAACUUCAGCGCAAGAAACAAGUACCAAGCCAUAGCUUGCAACUGUACCUGUAACUACUCUAGUUUUAUUAUGGAACAAAGCAGUAGAUUCACUUUCGAGGAAGUCAAGAGGUAACAACCAAAGGUAAACUGUUAGCUCAUCUGUACUGUACUUGAAUAUUGCUGGGCCUCCAGGCUUAAUUGAAACCUUACGUUUUGGCUUAAAAAAAAAAUCUUACUGAGGAAAUAAUAAAAUUGAGUAAGCUGUUUAAAAACAUCUGCCUGUAACGAUAAGAUCCAUGUUGAGUGUACCUUUUAUUUGUGACAGUUUUCUACUUACUCUUACUUUGGAGAAUGCAAUGGAAGAUAGGAAUACUGUCUUGAGAAAGUUGUGGCACUGGCCGAGUCUUUAAUCCUUUAUGGGAAAGAGAUGUCUGCAGCAAGACUGUGUGUAUCUAGCACUCAGGUUUCUAAACUGACUGUAGGGAAUGGGAAAAGCACUUUCCUGCUUUCUCGUAAGCACUGUGCUGCCAGCAGAGCCAGGUUGCCUGGCUGGGAUACUGCUGUAGGUGACUUUUUGAUCAAAACUUUUUCUUUCACUCAGUUCUAAACUGACUGUAAGCUGUCCUACCACUACAUUUAAAUAUCAUCAAGCAGGUAGUUCUUCUAUAACUAGUGAAAACGAUUCUGCUUCACACACACACACACACACGACUGUUGUAUUUGUGUAAGUACAAGAUCAAAGUCUGCAACUAGCAAAGUUUGCAACUGGCAAAAAAACCAGUGAUAAUCAGAUAAUUAGUGAAGAUCAGCUCCAUUACAUGGCUGUAUGUAUUUAUAUAUGUUACAAUAUAUAGGUAGUGAAUAGACUGUCAUUUGUCAUUUUGUAGUAGAAACUCUAAUUCCAUCUAUAACUCAACACUAUCGUCCAAUUUAGCAUGGAAUAAAAAUCUGACUAUUCACAUCUUCAGUAAAAAUGUACAGAUCUUGGUUUAACUGAAGAGGUAGUGUCCCGACAUCAAAUCACCAUGUCUUGUAAAUCUGUACAAACAGUACUAGCACUUCAAAAGCCUGGAGAUUUGACACUCACAAGCACAUUUACACACACAGGUUGCACUAUCUGACUUAAAGGUGAAUAUUACUCUAAAUAAAGAAGACGCUAAUACUACAAGAGGCACACAGGGCAGACAUAUGGAAUACACUAACAAAUAUGCAAAAAAGCAUUUAUUUCUGAGAAGUACUUUAAUAUACAAGUUGUACAUUUCAUAUCAAGAACUCAUUCUCCCAGCUCACAACUCGAUCAUCUUCCCUGUUGGGAACUACAAAUUACAAAAUGACCAAAAGACUGAGGUUUCCAAAUACUCUGCUAAAUACUACAUGCACAAUACUGCCUGUAUAAUUAACCACAAUUUUUUAACUGGUGAAGGAAACCAGUUAUCAGCUAGUUUCUCUUACCACUGAUCAUAAAUUAAUAGGCCUAACUUCUUUCCAAUCCUUCCAACCGUUCUUUUCGUUAGCAGUUAUGGCUAAAGCCACACACUGACUACUUUUUAGAUACAGUUAUAGGAAUAUGUACAGGAUAUGUAGAAAUGUCUAACUUCCUGCCAAAAAUAGCAGGUUUCCUUAAGUGCUUUGCAUGUUGCAAAAUUUCAAUUCAAAGUCAGGGUGCUGCAUUAGUUCAGUUUAUUUAGUCCUUUUAAUGUUAGUGUUAGAACUUAUAUGAAUACAGAUAUAAAUUUAAAACCAAUCAUAUGCAUAUUUAGCAGUUUAAGAUGUGUCCUCUGAACUUAUUCAUGUUAACUGCCCUAUUAGUUUCAUUUGAACAAUGGCUUUAUGAUUAAGGAAGGACACCAAUUUAAUUCUUUAACGAAAGGUACCUUUACCUUUAUGUAGUUUUACUAUCUAAACUCACCACUUAUUAUAUUUUAUUACUGCUCUUCCUUUUGUGAAA
Gymnogyps californianus (California condor) is the source of this 2967-nucleotide messenger RNA. Its product is annotated as cilia- and flagella- associated protein 210-like. NCBI's taxonomy places the organism in Eukaryota, Metazoa, Chordata, Aves, Accipitriformes, Cathartidae. The transcript has 7 exons. The record is from RefSeq and is a predicted model, not a curated record. The annotation marks the transcript as partial.